AUGAUCUCGCGAGAGCAGCAACAACAGAAUAAGUUUGACAGGCCUCUGAGGAAGUUUGACCCCCUCUGUAUUCACGCUCACUUCACUGCACCCACCGGCCACCGCCAUCGUCACCUCCGUCACCUUCGUCACCUCCGUCAGACCGUCACCUUCGUUAGUUCGUUUCUCCGUCUCCUUCGCCUCUUCACCGGCGCCUACAAACUCCUCUGUCAUCUUCUUCAUACAAUCCUCUUCUCGCCAUUCUCCAAAGAAAGAAACAAAUUGGUUUGGACUGAACCAGAAACUCCGCCAGAAGCUUUUGGAGGAAGGCGGGGAAGGAAAGAAUCCUCUUUCGUAAGAUCAAAGCUUGAACAUCCCACACAGCUUGAGACACUCCUAAACAAUUUUGCACACUUAAGGUAUUUUGUUAGAAGGACGCGACCAGAAUAUAGAAGCUCUCAAUGCUUCUAUUAA
Molecule: messenger RNA, 453 nt
Organism: Vicia faba (fava bean)
Lineage: Eukaryota; Viridiplantae; Streptophyta; Magnoliopsida; Fabales; Fabaceae
Source: the annotation of a GenBank genome assembly